This is a messenger RNA of Hordeum vulgare subsp. vulgare (domesticated barley), 855 nucleotides long. RefSeq lists its product as uncharacterized. The transcript is spliced from 2 exons. Gene Ontology annotation, cellular component: plastid. The coding region runs from base 1 to 852 and encodes 283 amino acids. The record is from RefSeq and is a predicted model, not a curated record. Lineage: Eukaryota; Viridiplantae; Streptophyta; Magnoliopsida; Poales; Poaceae.
AUGGCCUGGAUCCGGUCCACAAGCGGCCAAUUGGUUCCUGCCAUGCGGCAGUCGGAGCGCCCAACUAGUAAUGCCGCCCUGGCCUGGAUCCGGUCCGCAGGCGGCCGGUUCGUUCCCGUCAUGACGAGGCCGCCUCCUACAGCACCUCGUGCGCCGCUGGGCGCGUCAUCGCGGCCCGCGAGGGACCGCGUCAUCGACUUCGGCAAGUACAAGGGCCAAAUGCUGGGCACGCUGCCGCCGUCCUACCUGCGGUGGGUGGUGGCGGAGCUCGACUACGGGGAGGUCUGGGCGCGCCUGGCACGCGAGGUGCUCGACGACCCCGUCUACGUCGACCGGGUCGAGUGGGAGCACGCGCACCGCUUCCACCACGACGACUCCAAGUUCAACUACGUCUACGAUGACAACGGCGACGGGCCGCUCCAGGAGAUGGUCGAGCGCUUCGGCUGGGACCUCUCCGUCGAGGACGGCUGGGGCCGCCUCGACUUCCGCCUCCUCAGGACCUCCUACGGCGGCGGCAACAGAUCCCCCUGCGGCGGCAACGCCCUGUUGGAUAACGGGGCGGCUGGCCUGGACGGCCCGAUGGGGAAGAGGGACGAGAAGAGGGAGCGGAUGCGGACGAGGAGGGAGGAGCAGGUGAGGACGGCCAAACUGGACGUGCUCGGCAUGAACGCCGGCGCACCGAGGACGCCGAGGAAGGCCCGCAUUGGAGCGGCGGCAAAGAAGGACAUCCUGGGGCUGGGGCGCGGUGGCGAGAGGGCGGCGCCGGGGAAAGGCGGCGAGGGAGGUAGCCCGUUCCCCGGCCAGCAAGCAUUCCUCGACAAGGUCAGGAAGCUCAAGGGCGAUGAUAGCUAGCAC